AUGCCCACCAAAACCCCCACGCAAUCCGACUUCCCCUCGCACCUCACUAUAACCCUCACCCCUCCUCCCCCUCCCUCCUCAUCCUCCGCAACGCGACCACCCCCCAACGUCCUAAUCCUCCUACAUGGCCUCGGUGACUCCGCCCCCGCAUUCACCUCCUUCGCGCGCGCCCUCAACCUCCCCGAAACCCUCAUCGUGACGCUCCAAGCCCCGAACCGCCUGCCGCUCGACCUACCAGGCUUCCACUGGGGCGAUGACAUCUCGUUCGACACGAGCACAGGGGGGCUGGACAUGGACGCCGGGUUCGCGGGGGCCACGAACGUCCUGGUGACCGAGGUGUUGCGGGACACGCUGCUGGGGAAAUGCGGGUACCGGGCGCGCGAGAUCCUGGUGUUGGGGUUCGGGCAGGGCGGAAUGCUGGGCCUGCUUGGGGCGAGGGAGUUUGCGAAGAGAAACCAGGGGGAGGCGGAGUUGGCGGGGGUGGUUGCGAUUGGGGCGCCGUAUCCGCUCUCGGGGAGUACGGUGGGCGCGAAGAAUCGGACGCCGGUGUUGUUGGUCGCUGGGAGGGAGUCGGCGGCUGUGACGGACGGGGCGGUGCGCAGGACGAAACAGGUGUUUGAGUUUGUGGAGGUGCAGCGGUAUGCGCGCAGGGAUGAUGGCAUGCCGAGGAAUCGCGACGAGAUGAUGCCCGUGAUGCAGUUCUUUGCGAGACGGUUGAGAAGCUGGCAGGGUGUGCCGGAGGGGAGUGUGGAGAUUAAUUGA
Messenger RNA from Aspergillus melleus, 762 nucleotides. RefSeq lists its product as uncharacterized. Gene Ontology annotation, biological process: protein depalmitoylation. Gene Ontology annotation, molecular function: carboxylic ester hydrolase activity; palmitoyl-(protein) hydrolase activity. Gene Ontology annotation, cellular component: cytoplasm. Lineage: Eukaryota; Fungi; Ascomycota; Eurotiomycetes; Eurotiales; Aspergillaceae. The record is from RefSeq and is a predicted model, not a curated record. Bases 1 to 762 code for a protein of 253 amino acids. The transcript has a single exon.